UCUACUUCGUCGUACUUGCGCCACUGGCAGUGGCAUGGGCAAUGGCCGGCCGGCAAAGUGCUUCAGCCUUCAGCACUGACUGCAGAGCUUCAGCGCAACGCUUUCGAGGAGGUUGAUUUGCUCUACAAACGUUUGCCUUGGUAUCUAGCUAUCCAGGCAGGGCCAGCAUUGAGGCGCGACGAGGCAGGUUCGAGGUCGUGUGAAGCGCGAAUGACAUUGCGCGCAAGCUCCUAAGCGCAGUGGUGUUAAGAUGAGCUCGAGCAAUGGGGCGCCAGGGUGGUUGUACCUAGACGGCGAGCAAAACCAAUGGGGGCCAUUCCAGAUGUCGCAGCUUCAAGAACUCUUUAAGGGGGGUUACGUCACAGCCGCCACAUACCUCUGGGCUGAGGGCCGGGCCGAAUGGAGCCCCCUAAGUGCCAUCCCGGAACUCUACUCCGCUUUGACAUCCGGGGGGGCAUCAACACCAGCGUCAGAAGCCCCCACCGCGGGCCAGCGCUCGCGGGGGGGUCAAGCGCCAGCCGAAGCAGCCCCCCCGGACGUGGACGACGAGCUUGAGAAAUGGAAACGGGAAGUCGAGGCAGCGGAGGAAGAAGUGAAGCGGAAAAAGAAGGGGUACGUGGAACCAGAGCCGACGGGGGGCGACGAAGGCAGGCCCGGGACCCCCCCGGAAGAGGAGCAGGAGUUUACGGACGAUGAUGGGACAGUUUAUACGUGGGACAAGGGGAGGAAAGCGUGGGUGCCUAAGGAGGGGCUGAAAGAGUAUAACCCGGAGGAGAUGGUUUUCGUGCCGGACGAAGAAGUGAUACCGAGUCUGCCGCCGGUGGUUGACGCCGCCGAGGAGGAGAGUCCAGAGGAAGAGAAGCCGCAGCAGGCGGGUCAGAAACGGAAAGGCGAGGAACCGGCGGAAAGCAACGGCGCGGACAAGACGGCGAAAAAGAAGGGGGAGCCGCAGAAGCAGCCGGAGGGCUGGUUCGAGCUCAAGGUCAACACGAGCGUCUACGUCACGGGCCUCCCGGAUGACGUCACCAUGGAGGAGAUUGUGGACGUUUUCCAAAAGUGCGGUGUGAUUAAGAUUGACCCCGAAACGCAAAAGCCCCGGAUCAAGAUCUACCGAGACCGGCAGACCAACCGGCCCAAGGGUGACGGCCUUGUGACGUACCUCAAGGAGCCGUCGGUGGACCUCGCCGUGCAACUCCUGGACGGAGCGCCGUUCCGGCCGGAUUCCGCCGGAACGAUGACGGUGUCCAAGGCGAAGUUCGAGCAGAAGGGCGAGGCGUUCGUGAAGAAGCAGGCGCCGGCCAACAAGAAGAAGAAGCACAAGAUGCAGAAGUUUGAGCAGAAGAACCUGGGCUGGGGCGGUUUCGACGACAAGAACCCCGCCGAACCCAUCACAGUCAUUCUGAUGAACAUGUUCCAUCCGGAGGACUUUGAAGAGGACCCCGCAGUGCUGGCCGAACUAGAGGCGGACGUCGCGGCGGAGUGCAGUAAACUGGGGCCCGUGGAACGACUCAAGGUCUACGAUAAGCACCCCCAGGGAGUCAUUUCCGUCAAGUUCAAAGAAAAGGAGGCGGGCCUCAAGUGCAUCUCCGUAAUGAACGGGCGCUGGUUCGGCGGCCGCCAAGUUUCUGCCGCAGAACACGACGGUGUGACCAACUACGCGCAUGUGCGAGAGUCCGCCGAGGAGGAGCAAGCGCGGUUAGAGCGGUUUGCUCGAGAGUUAGAGGCGUCUUAAGUCGGUCGUGUCUCCCUUCAUUCCACCCAGACGGUUCUUCUCCCGACGCAGUCAGGACCGCGUGCAUUGCUCUGAGCAUAACGAGACCAAAACGGACAUAACCCCCGUCAUUGUAACAAUCAACAAAACCCGGCUCGAGUCCAGUCAAGCUGCUUGGGUGGCCGUUUGAGAGGAUCCGCUGACUUUAUGAGGCCUGAGGGUUCCGACAACUUGAAAAGGGCAGAUACGACCUAGGUGGGUUGUCCAUGUGCCAGGAACACGACCCGGGGUAUGCGGUUUCAAGUGCGCCAUGCUUGCACUCAGGCCUGCAUGGAACUUGUCAUUCACGGCCGUGGUAGCCCCUCAGUUAUGUACGACGACGAUCUUAAUGAUGACCGCCGUUUUUCGAGUGUCUCAAGGUCAUCAUGGCGCAUCAACAGUAGUGCAGUGCGCAAAUUUGAUCCAGGGAACCGAUUGCAGUUAAGUGAUUUUAGUUGGCC
Klebsormidium nitens is the source of this 2211-nucleotide messenger RNA. Lineage: Eukaryota; Viridiplantae; Streptophyta; Klebsormidiophyceae; Klebsormidiales; Klebsormidiaceae. The record is from the annotation of a GenBank genome assembly.